Messenger RNA from Ornithodoros turicata, 864 nucleotides. RefSeq lists its product as uncharacterized. The transcript is spliced from 4 exons. Bases 165 to 845 code for a protein of 226 amino acids. The record is from RefSeq and is a predicted model, not a curated record. Lineage: Eukaryota; Metazoa; Arthropoda; Arachnida; Ixodida; Argasidae.
UCAUAACUACGGAAGCACGAGAAGGGGGGCGGAUGGCAAUCACUUACACUCCGGGUGGUGAGACGUUUUGAGCUGUGUAGGCAAGUUGGAAAAAUAGCAGCAUUGUGGCCUCUUCUCUGAGCCAUCCCUUUUAAGAUUUACAGGUGGAGCCUGCCUACGUGAGCAUGCUUGCUGUUCUCCUGCUUGUCAUCGUAGGUUCUGUCAGCGGGACCGAACUCUACAAGGAAUCAUUUCUCAAUGACUACACGGACGCCUUCUUGGAUGUAGUGUUGCCGAUCAAUUUAGGGAAACGACCUGCUGCCUACCCGCUCGAAAGCUUUAACGUCAAAGUAUUGAAGACUUGGUACACAAACAGAGAUCUCAAGGCCGAGUUCCACAACGGAAGACUGACGGGUCUAAAGCAAGCGCGUGCCUUGAGGAAGGUUGGCGAUUGCAGUCGGCUUCAGGAAGGAACGACCGUCACCUGGAGUUGUACGGUGGAGUUCACAGCUCUGAAAGCAGCGUACGACGGGACUGCCAGAGGAGAGAACUUGGCUGGCAUUAACAGGAGCCUUAACUUUGAGGCCAAUUUCCUGCAACCGAGAGGUGUCGUCGAGAUACAGUUCUUUCGAAGUACCCUGCCGGUUCUCAAAUCUUGGAGGGUCCUUCCCUUGAACAUGAGCUUCUCCUUUUCGAGGGAACCAGACCUGAAUGACCAACGCAGGAAGAGCUUGGAAGAUGAACUGAAGAGGAACAUCGGUGUCUCAGUCACACGCGUACUCUACGGGCCGUUCCAACAGGACCUCAACACUACCGUUUCGGAUGCCAUGUCGUACGUCCUUCUCACUGGAGAUAAUUUCAAAUAAACGUCUCUUGUCAGUCUUA